This is a messenger RNA of Oncorhynchus gorbuscha (pink salmon), 3124 nucleotides long. Its product is annotated as pre-mRNA-splicing factor SYF1-like. Bases 118 to 2670 code for a protein of 850 amino acids. Gene Ontology annotation, molecular function: protein binding. Lineage: Eukaryota; Metazoa; Chordata; Actinopteri; Salmoniformes; Salmonidae. Gene Ontology annotation, cellular component: U2-type catalytic step 2 spliceosome; Prp19 complex; post-mRNA release spliceosomal complex. The transcript has 19 exons. The record is from RefSeq and is a predicted model, not a curated record. Gene Ontology annotation, biological process: generation of catalytic spliceosome for first transesterification step; mRNA splicing, via spliceosome.
GCGGGGUUUAAUUCUACAUUCUGAACACGUUGGAGGAGUCAGGAAGUUUAGUAAUAAUACCUACAUUUUUGGGAACUUUUGACACUACGGGCGUUUAUUUUGGUAUUAAAAUAAAAAAUGGCGUCUCUAAAUGGGAAACCGGACGUAAUAUUUGAGGAAGAUGACCUGCCUUACGAGGAGGAGAUCAUCAGGAAUCCGUACUCGGUCAAGUGCUGGAUGCGUUACAUCGAGUUCAAACAAAACGGCACAAUGUCCAUCCUCAACAUGAUAUAUGAACGAGCUCUGAAAGAGCUACCUGGCAGUUACAAGUUAUGGUACAACUACCUGAGAGAGAGACGGAAACAGGUCAAAGGGAAGUGCAUCAUGGAGCCAGCCUACGAGGAGAUCAACAACUGCCAUGAAAGAGCACUGGUUUUCAUGCACAAGAUGCCGAGGAUAUGGCUGGACUACUGCCAGUUCCUGGUGUCUCAGUGUAAGAUCACCAGGAGCAGACGCACAUUUGACCGAGCGCUCCGAGCCCUUCCCGUCACUCAGCACCCUCGCAUCUGGCCCCUGUACCUCCGCUUUGCCCGGAACCUGCCCCUGCCUGAGACCGCCAUCCGUGUCUACCGCAGGUACCUCAAGCUGUCCCCAGAGAAUGCGGAGGAGUACAUAGAUUACCUGCGUUCCUGUGGCAAGCUGGAUGAAGCAGCAGUACGUCUGGCAGCCGUUGUCAACGAUGAGAGCUUUGUGUCCAAGGAGGGAAAGUCUAACUACCAGCUAUGGCACGAGCUGUGUGACCUGAUCUCUCAGAACCCAGACAAGGUGAACUCUCUGAAUGUUGGGGCCAUCAUCCGUGGAGGCCUCACUCGCUUCACAGACCAGCUGGGCAAACUCUGGUGCUCCCUGGCUGACUACUACAUCCGCAGUGGACAUUUUGAAAAGGCUCGUGAUGUGUAUGAGGAGGCCAUCUUGACGGUGGUGACGGUAAGAGAUUUCACCCAGGUGUUCGACAGCUACGCCCAGUUUGAGGAGAGCAUGAUCGCUGCCAAGAUGGAGACUACCUCAGAGUUGGGGAAAGAUGAAGAAGAGGACAUAGACCUGGAACUGCGUUUGGCCCGCUUUGAGCAGCUGAUCGCCCGCAGGCCCCUCCUGCUGAACAGUGUGCUGCUGAGACAGAAUCCCCACAACGUCCACGAGUGGCAUAAGAGGGUCAAACUGUACGAGGGGAAACCACGACAGAUCAUCAACACCUACACAGAGGCAGUUCAGACAGUGGACCCUAUGAAGGCUACUGGGAAACCCAGCUCUCUCUGGGUCUCCUUCGCCAAGUUCUACGAGGAGAACGAGCAGCUCGACGAUGCGCGGACCAUCUUUGAGAAAGCCACCAAGGUGAACUAUAAGCAGGUUGACGACCUGGCUGGCGUGUGGUGUGAAUACGGAGAGAUGGAGCUACGCCAUGAGAACUACGAACAGGCGCUACGUAUACUGAGGAAAGCAACUGCCAUCCCGUCCAAGAAGGCAGAGUACUUUGACGUGUCAGAGCCCGUGCAGAACAGAGUGUACAAGUCUCUGAAGGUCUGGUCCAUGCUGGCUGACCUGGAGGAGAGUAUGGGAACAUUCCAGUCCACCAAGGCGGUGUACGACCGCAUCAUUGACCUGCGCAUAGCCACGCCCCAGAUAAUCAUCAACUACGCCAUGUUCCUGGAGGAGCACAACUACUUUGAGGAGAGCUUCAAGGCAUACGAGCGUGGCAUCGCCCUCUUCAGGUGGCCCAACGUCUAUGACAUCUGGAACACCUACCUCACCAAGUUCAUCGACCGCUACGGGGGCAAGAAGCUGGAGAGGGCCCGGGACCUGUUUGAGCAGGCGCUGGAUGGCUGUCCAGCCAAGUUCGCCAAGACCAUCUACCUGCUGUACGCCAAACUGGAGGAGGAGUUUGGGUUGGCGCGUCACGCCAUGGCGGUGUACGAGAGAGCUACGCAGGCGGUGGACAACACGGAGAGGCAUCACAUGUUCAACAUAUACAUCAAGAGGGCUGCAGAGAUCUACGGUGUCACCUACACCAGAGCGAUCUACCAGAAAGCCAUCGAGGUGCUUCCAGACGAACACUCCAGGGACAUGUGCCUGCGCUUCGCUGACAUGGAGAGCAAACUGGGCGAGAUCGACCGGGGCAGAGCCAUAUACUCCUACUGCUCUCAGAUCUGUGACCCAAGGAUGACGGCCACGUUCUGGCAGACGUGGAAGGAGUUUGAGAUCCGCCACGGGAACGAAGACACUAUCCGGGAGAUGCUGAGGAUCAAGCGCAGCGUCCAGGCCACGUACAACACACAGGUCAACUUCAUGUCCUCACAGAUGAUGAAGGCCACCACCAACGCCACCAUCUCAGACCUUGCCCCGGGUCAGCUGGGGCUGGAUGAUAUGAAGCUGUUGGAGCAGCAGGCCCAACAGCUGGCCGCCGAGGCUGAACAGGACAAACCUAAACUCAAAGAGAAGAUCCUCUUCGUCAGAAGUGACACAUCUCGCAGUGAGCUGGCUGAACUGGCCAAACAAGCCAACCCCGAUGAGAUUGAUAUUGAUGAUGAGGAUGAGGAUGGUGAUGAUGAAGACCAGGGCCCAGAGGAGGUGCAGCUGGAACAGAAAAGUGUCCCCACUGCUGUCUUUGGAGGGCUGAAAGAAGGAGAAGAUUGAAUACAGAAUGUUGGGAUGGUAUCUGUCCCACUGACAUGACAUCACAGACGAGCUCCAUGGUCUACGAAUGGAGCCUUUUCAACCCCUGUAAAAUGUAUGAUGAAAAUAGAUUGUAUGGAAUGUGAACUUCUUCGUUGAACUUUUCUACAGUGGCAAGAAAAAGUAUGUGAACCCUUUGGAAAUACCUGGGUUUCUGCAUAAAUUGGUCAUGAAAUUUGAUCAUCUAGGUCACAACAACAUACAAACACAGUCUGCUUAAACUAAUAACACACAAACAAUUAUAUGUUUUCAUGUCUAUUGAACACACCAUAUAAGCAUUCACAGUGCAGGUGGGAAAAGUAUGUGAACCCUUGGAUAUAAUAACUGGAUGCAGCAAUAACCUCAACCAAACGUUUUCUGUAGUUGCGGAUCAGACCUGCACCAUGAUCAGGAGGAGUUUUGGACCAUUCCUCUU